Fusarium musae is the source of this 2058-nucleotide messenger RNA. RefSeq lists its product as uncharacterized. The record is from RefSeq and is a predicted model, not a curated record. Gene Ontology annotation, molecular function: magnesium ion transmembrane transporter activity; cobalt ion binding; magnesium ion binding. Gene Ontology annotation, biological process: transmembrane transport; metal ion transport. Gene Ontology annotation, cellular component: membrane. NCBI's taxonomy places the organism in Eukaryota, Fungi, Ascomycota, Sordariomycetes, Hypocreales, Nectriaceae. The transcript has 6 exons. Bases 1 to 2058 code for a protein of 685 amino acids.
AUGGUUCGUAAUGAUCCCGGUGCUCCUUUUCGGCGAAUGGGUAUCGUGGACCGUGCAUCACCAUGUCGUAUCCAAGUGAAUCUUCUAGGCACUAUUCAUGGUUCCAUGAGUCCAGACAAGGAGCCGGCUACGUUACUACUUUUCAAAUUCAGAUUUUCAGCUGAGAGGUUGAACGGUCGGAUUAAAUCGGUAAAGAUCACGGUCCAGUUUUAUGAAGAGAACAGCGAUCCGAUCGUCGCCAAUAUUGCCCCCGAUGGCAGUUCUCAAAUUGAACGCAGUACCCAGGAAACUACAGUCAGCAGCGACAUAGAAGCUGGAGUAAAUGCAGGAGUAGGAAUGGGUUUGAGCGACAGAACUGUGCAGAAAAAAACCGACAGUGUCACUAUCGAUGGUAUGCAGUCGAUAAGAGGAAGGAAUUACGGUUCUUUCAACACUGUGAUCUGGAGGUUGACUGAAAAUUCAACUCUCCAUUCAGGUAUUCCAGCGUAUCUUCAGUCAGCCGUUCUGCUGAAACGAAGUACUGGUGAUUCCUUCAGCGCAAAAUUCGAUAUCGAAGCAGAAGUUUCCGGAUUCUUAUUUCGAGAUAUACAAGCCGGGCUACAGCAUAGUGAAGAGGACCCGAUCAUUCUCAAUAUCCCUGCACCCCCCAAAUGGCCCCCUGGAAUGCAACAUCCCAACUCAAAUGCUCUGGGUUCGAUUGACCUCUCGUCAUUGGCCGCUAUUGGACCGCUGACGACAGUGACCUCUGACUGGGAGAAUCAGAAGCAAGAAGAAACUAUUCAGCAGCAAGCUGCCAGUGGGCUUGUUGAGCCGGGCAUCCUAGUGGAUAGCAAGAGUGAAACCAGGUUUAUUGAUGUAUGGGGCAUGCGUCCUCCUGUAGAAGCGCAAACUAGGUUGCCGGAUGUACUGGCAAAAGAAGAUCUGGAAAAAGACUUCUCUUGGAUUUUUAAAUCCCUGAAACCACCCGUAGUAUCCAUCGACAAAGAUGGCAACAAGAGAAUCCUGAAUGAACAGUCUGGGGACAAUGAAUUCUAUAACUUGAUCUGCCAAAUAUCUACCGAUGGAGAUGGCAGUAAAGUCCGGAACGUGUAUAUUGCUCAAACUCCCUUUUAUACUAGUGGGUUCUGGUCACUGGUCCUCUACUCCAUGACAGACUUAGAUAUGAAACGCCAUACCAGUAGGCUUUCCGGGGUUAUCCAAACAGAUGCAGGCGUAGACCUUUCGACUGUUUUAUCUGAGGUCCAAAAACUUGCCGGCAAACAUGGACGUCAUCAGAGUUUAUUACCCAUCCAGCUAUUCAAGGUACAUUUCGCAGAGACCUUAAAGACACUGAAGGAUGUCCAAGAGAAAAUUGCGGAGGUGGACAAAGAUCUCUCUUCUCAAUAUGAGCAGGACAGCAAGUUGGAGAAGGCCACCAAGCUCUAUAAAAAAUCAAGCAAGGUACUUCACGAGUGCAGUAGGACACUCGCAGAUCUUCGUCGACGGCGGAGUUUCGAGGAAGAUCUCGGAAACCAAAUCCGAGAAGGCCUGCAGAAACUCGUAGAGCUUCGCCGACAGCGGAGUCUCAAGGAUGAUGAUAUCCAAACCUAUCCCCAAAAAGACGCCCGGAGCGAUUACGAACUAGCAGUCAUGAUGGAUUUGUAUUCCAAAAUGUCCAAAGGCUUGGACCUUGAUAUUGAGGCUCUACCAGGGACGAUUGAGAGCCAAAGGAAUGUUUUGUUCAACCUGAUUACACAACAAGACAGUUUCGUGCAGUCCAGGCUAGCAGGAGAAGCUCUUCGAGAUUCGAAAGAAAUGAAAACCCUAUCAAUUCUAACGAUUUUAUUUCUGCCAGGCGCCUUUGUUGCUACAGUGUUCUCAACUAAUAUGUUCAAGUUCGAAAGUAAUGGCCAGCAGAUCUGGAUCUAUUUUGCGAUAGUCGCUCCUCUUACUGUGGCUUUAAUGGUCGGUUGGAUCCUAUGGCUGAAACUCACGCCUCAAGGGGCCGAUGAAGAAACAGGAGAUCAACCUGGCUUAGAGAUGGCCAAGGAAAUUGGAAAGGGAAGUAAGAAUGAUUAG